This is a messenger RNA of Penicillium manginii, 453 nucleotides long. RefSeq names its product SUR7/PalI family protein. The record is from RefSeq and is a predicted model, not a curated record. Lineage: Eukaryota; Fungi; Ascomycota; Eurotiomycetes; Eurotiales; Aspergillaceae. Gene Ontology annotation, biological process: fungal-type cell wall organization. The transcript is spliced from 2 exons. The annotation marks the transcript as partial. Gene Ontology annotation, cellular component: cell cortex of cell tip; plasma membrane.
AAAUCAAACAUCCCACAAUAUUUCUUAGCAGGCCUUUGGAGCUAUUGCAAAUCUGAAAAUAUCCCUGAGACCACCUGUUCGAAUCCUAGCUUGAAAUUUGAUUUUAAUCUUUCUUCCGCACUUGGGUCCGCUUUGAAUAAAAUCAAUGAGGUGCCCCGAACGAUAGAUGAGGCUACAAUGUCGGGAUAUCGCCAAAUCUCCCACGCCAUUAUCUACUUAUACAUCUCUGGUCUCGUUGAAAUUACAUUGGUGGUGGCUCUUGGGAUUCAGAAAGCGUUAUUUGACAGAGGGGAUAGACUUUUGUCUAUACUUAGCCCGCUCUCAGCAGUUUUGAUCACAGCCGCUACGGUUGGAGUGACAGUGAUGUACGGAGUCUUUAUUACUGAAGUAAAAGGCAAAUUACGGGAAAUAGGUGCCAAGGCCGUUCUGGGCUCACGACUGUUUGGGGCUGCA